Molecule: messenger RNA, 330 nt
Organism: Gongylonema pulchrum
Lineage: Eukaryota; Metazoa; Nematoda; Chromadorea; Rhabditida; Gongylonematidae
Source: the annotation of a GenBank genome assembly
AUGGCGGGGUGUUUGGUUGGUUAUGAAAACUGGACCGUCAAAAAAAUCCCAAUGCGCAACAUUGCGGAAGAAGCUGCAGAUGUUUGGACCAAACCAUCAGCCAAAAUCACCGAUCUGGUCGAGCAAUUCAAGAAAGAGUCGGCGUUUUAUGUGGAAAAAAUGAACCAUUGGUACUGUAGCGCCAGUUAUGACGAAGGUGAAGCAUUCAAAAGUAGACAAAUUGCAAAGAUUGCGAGAAUUUACAGUGAAAUGCAUCCUGAAUCUAAUUCCUCUCAUGUUCAUGCAUACAAAAAGCCCUUGGAAAGUUAUCGUUUUUUGGUACAUACAUAG